CUUUAUAUAAUCUAUCAUCUGUUCAAUUUCAAGGAAGCAAAGCCCUCUCUUCCCCCCCAAAAAAGAAAAAAGCAGCACCCUCUUGAGUCUUCCUGAUGGAACUACGAAUUCCUUAUUCCUUUCCCUCAUGUCUUGCUACAUUAAAUCACCAAAGAAAUGCAACUGCACUAACAAGGAAACAUACGAAAAGAGGCAAGCAAUGCCUAUAAGUAUUACCCUCCUUCAUUAUCGUCUCAGCAAAGUUCAAUGAAACACAAGUGAAUCAACGACGAUCAGCUAAUUAUCACCCAAGUAUUUGGGAUCAGAAACUCAUUGAGUCCUUUACCACUCCCUACUCAUAUGAGAUCCAUGCCACUCGGCUUGAGGGGUUGAAGAAAGACGUUAAAACUUUGUUGACAUCCACAAAAGACCAAAGUGUCUUACUGAGGCUUAUAGAUUCAAUGCAGCGGCUAGGAGUGGCUUACCACUUUGAGCAAGAGAUAGAAGAGGCUUUGAAAUUUCAACGUCCAGAUGUUACUAGCGAUCUUUACACAGCCGCAUUGCAUUUUCGGAUUCUAAGAGAACGUGGUUUCCCAGUUAGCUCAGAUGUGUUUGACAAAUUCAGAAGCCGAGAUGGGAGAUUCAUAGACAGCUUAAGCAGGGAUGUGGAGGGACUUUUGAGUUUGUAUGAAGCCUCGCACCUUAGAAUGCAUGGAGAAAAUAUAUUGGAAGAAGCCAGGGAUUUUAGUAUCAAAAACCUGACUUUAUUAAUGGAAAAAUUGGACAGUAAUUCAGCUAAGAAAGUGAAACAGUCACUGGAAAUCCCCUUAUAUUGGAGGAUGCCUAGAGUUGAAGCUCGGAACUUUAUUGAUGUCUAUCAAAAGGAUAAUACAAAGAACUUGACCUUACUUGAGCUGGCUAAGUUGGAUUACAAUUUAGUGCAAUCCGUGUAUCAACAAGAACUCAAGGAGUUAGAAAGGUGGUGGAGAGACUUGGGUUUUAAAGACACGCUAACUUUUUCAAGGGACCGAGUGAUGGAGAAUUAUAUGUGGGCCGUGGGUAUCAUUUUUGAGCCCCAGUUCUCCAAGUGCAGGAUAGGCCUCACUAAAUUUGUAUGCAUAUUACUAGUUAUUGAUGACAUGUAUGAUGUAUAUGGAUUGCUAGAUGAGCUUGAAUGCUUCACCGAUGCAGUGAAACGAUGGGAAAUGAAGGCAAUGGAGGACCUACCCGAAUACAUGAAGAUUUGCUAUGUUGCUAUUCUUAACUUUGCUAAUGAAAUGGCUGGUGAUGUAAUCAAAGAUCAUGGCUUGAAUAUUCUGACCUAUCUUAUUGAAGAGUGGGCAACUCUUUGUAGAUCACAUUUAGCAGAAGCAAAGUGGUUUUACAGUAAAUACGUUCCUACAGUGGGCGAGUACCUGGAAAAUGCUUGUGUUUCAGUGGGUGGUCCUGCAGCCAUGUUUCAUGCCUAUAUUCUGCUUGGUCGCACCUUGACAAAAGCUUCUAUUGAUUGUUUCAAGAAUGGCACAGAGAUAAUAUAUUGGUCAUCCCUCAUUACUCGACUUAGUGAUGAUUUAGGGACUUCAGAGGCUGAGAGCAAGAGAGGUGAUGUGGCAAAAUCCAUCCAUUGCUACAUGGUACGAGAAGGCAUAACCGAAGUUCAAGCAAAACAGUGCAUAAAGGAAUUAAUCAACUAUUCAUGGAAAAAAUUGAACAAAGAGAGUGCCAAAAAUUCGUUGCCAAGAUCAAUGGUAAAUAUGUCACUAAACAUGGCCCGAACUGCUCAGUGCAUCUACCAACAUGGAGAUGGAAUCGGAACAUCGACGGGAGCCAUUAAAGACCAUUUAACCUCCUUAAUUGUUAAAGCAAUCCCUAUUGAAGAAACUUGUAGUAUGAUUUGAUUAUGAAGAUCCAACAUGUGUAUCUCUUGUAGGCUUCUUGGGCUAUAGUUUUUCCAUUGGAAUGUUUUAGUAGGUGGCACUAUGUGACUUCUUGUUCCAAGGCUAUGAGACGGAUCGGGAAAACUAAUGUUUAAAGAUUCUUUAACCUC
Messenger RNA from Quercus robur (English oak), 2026 nucleotides. Its product is annotated as probable terpene synthase 9. Lineage: Eukaryota; Viridiplantae; Streptophyta; Magnoliopsida; Fagales; Fagaceae. The record is from RefSeq and is a predicted model, not a curated record. Bases 441 to 1877 code for a protein of 478 amino acids. The transcript is spliced from 7 exons. Gene Ontology annotation, molecular function: magnesium ion binding; terpene synthase activity. Gene Ontology annotation, biological process: diterpenoid biosynthetic process.